Onthophagus taurus is the source of this 1512-nucleotide messenger RNA. RefSeq lists its product as uncharacterized. Lineage: Eukaryota; Metazoa; Arthropoda; Insecta; Coleoptera; Scarabaeidae. The record is from RefSeq and is a predicted model, not a curated record.
CACGGGUUUUUCGAGAUGUCCGAUCCAAACCACAAAAACGAUAUGAAUUUAGAAAACCCAGGCGGUUCUAAGAACUAUGAUGAAAAUGCUACAGCUAGCGGCCAUUCCCUCGUAGACAUAAAGGCAUACGUAGCAUGUCUUGAUAAGUAUGACUUAGAAAGACAAAGAGUAGAGGCGCUUUCCGAGAUGUCCAGUGAAGUUGAAAUGUUAAAAAUUUUCGAAGGGACAGGGGAAGGAUCACAUCAAAACGGAUCUGACAACAACCCGAAUGCAGGGCAAUUACAAUCUGGAGAUGAUGGUCGACGCCAUACUUGUUCCUCUGAGGGAGACUAUAGGGCCAAUCGUGUAUCACCUGUCAUCUUUUUUGAAGGAAAACGGAUUCAAGGUAAUCCAAAGGUAGAUCAAUUACAAUCUGUAAAUCAUGCAGAUCAACCUCAUACAUCUUCAUUUGAGGGAGAUUAUGGUGUCAAUGGAAUAGACCCUAUUAUCAUUUUUGAAGUUGAACCAAGGGAUGAAGAUAACGCACAAAGUGUGGCGUCCGAAGGAAUAGGAACCGAUGUUGGAGCACAAUCCAGCACCUCUUCCGAAGAGCCAAAUACAAAUGAAAUUGAAAUUGGUGCCGAAGCUAAGAGUGACAAUCAAAAUGAAUCACCAAAACGUAAUAUAUUAGAAUCAGCAAUUUUGCAAUUACAGCCACCAGAUCAUUGUUAUCUUUACCAAAACCUCCCGGAAUGUAUAAGAUGCCCACAAUACCAAAUUUGUUGUAUAAAAGCGGAUGAUUACUGCCGAAGUUGCCAAUCAGUUGAAAGUUCCAUCACGCAUUUCCUCAAUGCAGACACUUACGCCAGUAACCUUCUCUCGUAUUACUGCUGCCCAAGAAUGGAGCAUCUAGUUUAUCACGAUAAAAGAAGACCUGCAAUCCCAGAGGUACAAAACGCAGAAAAUGUAGCUGCGCAGAACGAAAUACCAAUUCAAAAUUAUGAACCACCUGCUAGGAAAGAACAAAAUGUAACUCCUGCUAAACACCAUGAACAAUCUAAUUCACUUAAUUCAGUUAAAAGGAAAAAUUAUUACCCCAAAAAGCAGAAUAAUUUUAAUAAAACAACAACUAAUGCGUCAUAUUUGAAACAGGGGGCAACACCAAAAAAGAAGCGAAAUCUUGAGCAAAAAGCUACAACAUCGGCAAAUGAAAAUGUCGAAAAGAAAAGAAAUAAGCCAAAAAUAUUUCGUAACAAACAAACUCCUUCCAAAUUAAAUACUCCACCACAAAAGGUUCCUGCAAAAAAUAAGAAAAAAGAACCCCCAUUCAUGGAACCAACUCGUGUUACGGUUCCAAGUCAAGUCUGCAUUCAAUUAAGAAAACGAUUGAAUGAAGAACCACUUUAUAAGGUUCAUUUUGGACAUAUUAUUAUUAAUGUGUACAGUGCUGAUGAACUUAGUAAGGUUCCAAAAUAUUAUCAGGAAUAUUUUGAAAAAAUAAUGUCUGACGAAGAAAAAGGUUUGAUUAAUUAA